AUGGACUGCAUCAACAAGAUUGAAAUAAGGCUAGCGGAGAUGAGAUCCAGUGCUCAAGAAUUUGAAAAGGUAGUACAAAGUUUAACAGAGAACUGAGAACGCCAAUGACUAGUAAAAUAUGUGUAUAAUCAGUAUAAAUAUUACCAAUAUCUAGUCAUUUCAGUGUAUUUAUUAUAGCUACAUAUACGUUUUAUUUUCCAGCUCAUUAGGAAAGUUGAAGAUUUGAAAAUACAAAUUGAUGUAUUGCAAAUGAUGCUAACAACGAGGUCGAUGUCACCACUGAAUAUGUCAUUAAGCACCUUGGCGUCGCUGCGAAAUUCGUGCAAGUAGAACUUUUGAUUGACGAAUUGAAAGACCUACAUGUCCACGUCAAUUUGUACAACAUGGAACUUAAACUGGAAUCUAUGCCUGUAAUUAAAAAGGUUACUGCUGUAUCAACUAUCCAAGGCGUGUUCAAUACGAAGCCUGUCUCGAAAGCUUCACUUCCUGAGACGCAUAAGCUGUUAAUUAUCUUGUCCACAUAUGCGAUGUCAUCUGCCAACUGCAGAAAGGACAUUCAGUGUCAUGAGACGUGUCAAGACCUGGCUCAGAUCACGAAUGUGUCCAGGGAUGCUCACAAAUUGCAUGUUUGCAGCAAUUCACAAGCAAAGAAAUGA
Paramuricea clavata is the source of this 656-nucleotide messenger RNA. The record is from the annotation of a GenBank genome assembly. Lineage: Eukaryota; Metazoa; Cnidaria; Anthozoa; Malacalcyonacea; Plexauridae.